This is a messenger RNA of Castor canadensis (American beaver), 438 nucleotides long. Its product is annotated as phospholipase A2, membrane associated-like. Lineage: Eukaryota; Metazoa; Chordata; Mammalia; Rodentia; Castoridae. Gene Ontology annotation, biological process: arachidonate secretion; negative regulation of T cell proliferation; phospholipid metabolic process. The record is from RefSeq and is a predicted model, not a curated record. Gene Ontology annotation, molecular function: calcium ion binding; phospholipid binding.
AUGAGGACCCUGCUGCUGCUGGCGGCAAUCAUGGCCUUUGUCCUAAUGCAGGCCCAGGGAAGUCUUUUGAAUUUCAGGAAGAUGAUCCAUUUGAAGACAGGAAAAAUAGCUGAGCUCAGUUACGCCUCCUAUGGUUGCUACUGUGGCCUGGGUGGCAAAGGAUCCCCCAAGGAUGCAACAGAUUGGUGCUGUGUCACCCAUGACUGUUGCUACCGUCGUCUGAAGAAUCUUGGGUGCGGCACGAAAACUUUGAACUACACUUUUACCUACGAAGGGGGCAAAAUCAUCUGUGCUGCAAACCAGGACUCCUGCAGGAGUCAGCUGUGCCAAUGCGAUAAAGCUGCUGCCGAGUGUUUUGCUCGAAACAAGGAAAGCUACAGUGUGAAGUACCAGUUCUAUAGCAAUCUGCUGUGCCGUGGGCAGGCACCCAGUUGCUGA